Planococcus citri (citrus mealybug) is the source of this 1194-nucleotide messenger RNA. Its product is annotated as delta(3,5)-Delta(2,4)-dienoyl-CoA isomerase, mitochondrial. The record is from RefSeq and is a predicted model, not a curated record. Gene Ontology annotation, molecular function: delta(3,5)-delta(2,4)-dienoyl-CoA isomerase activity. NCBI's taxonomy places the organism in Eukaryota, Metazoa, Arthropoda, Insecta, Hemiptera, Pseudococcidae. Bases 157 to 1113 code for a protein of 318 amino acids. The transcript has 8 exons. Gene Ontology annotation, cellular component: mitochondrion.
CAUUCGUGUUGAAAAUUUGCGAAAAAUUGAGUGAAAUGUGCUGUACCAAAAAUUGGAAGUUGUUGAACUUUUGAAAUAUUACCUCGCUUUUAUUUUUCAUGACAUCUUUAUCAUUUUGUUGAAUAAUUUCCCGUAUCUAACGAGUUUUUUAAAUUUAUGGUCAACAUAGGCAUGCCGGGCAUACGGUCAUUACUAACGAGUAAAUUUAUUGCUGUUGGAUUCUGUCGAGUCAGUAAUCGUGCAAAAUUUUCCACUUCUCAAAAUCUAAUGAGUACUCCAACAAUACCAAAAUUUGAGACGCUCAACGUUUCUUUGCCAAAACCAUGGGUAUAUCAUGUCGAAUUAAAUCGGCCAGAAAAAUUAAACGCCAUGAGUAGCAUUAUGUGGAACGAAAUGCAGCAAUGUUUCGAAGGCUUGAACAAUAAUGCUGAUUGCAGAGUUAUUCUUUUAUCUGGAAGUGGAAAAAUAUUUUGUUCCGGUAUCGAUUUGCAGUCUUUUAUGGAAUUAGGUCAAAAAUUCAAUCCAGCUGACGACAUUGCUCGAAAAAGUAAAAUAGUUUACAACUACAUCAGGUCAUUUCAAGACUCUAUAUCUUCGCUUGAAAAAUGCAUGAAACCUGUGAUUUGCGCCGUUCAUAAUGGUUGUAUCGGUGGAGCUAUUGAUUUGAUUACUUCUGCUGACAUACGAAAUUGUUCCAAAGAUGCUUGGUUUCAAAUUAAAGAAGUCGAUAUAGGAAUGGCAGCUGACGUUGGUACUUUACAAAGAUUUCCUAAGAUCAUUGGCAGCGCUAGUUUAGCCAGAGAACUUAUUUUUACCGGUCGAAAAUUUACUGCAAACGAAGCGAAAGAAUGGGGAUUAGUCAGUCAGAUUUACGACACCAAAGAAACUUUACUCGAAAAUAGUCUGAAUUUAGCAGAAAAUAUUGCAAAAAAAAGUCCAGUUGCAGUUCAAAUGGCGAAAAAAAGUCUGAUUUAUUCUAGAGAUCAUUCUGUUGAUGAAGGAUUGGAACAUAUUGCGUUAAUCAAUCAGACAAUGUUACAAAGCGAAGAUUUGCAGAAAGCAGUUGUUGCGAGUUUAACGAAGGAUGAUUCGAUUACAUAUUCAAAACUAUGAGAUUACUUAGCCAUUUUUAUACGAACUUUGUACUGUAUACGGGUAUUUAUUAGUUGUAAAAUAAAUAUUAUUGAGAUAUAA